AUGACGCACAAAGUACUUCUCUUCCUUGGAGCAGGCCGAAAGGUGGGCGCAGCAUCGAUCAGUCACUUCAAGAAGCAUGGUUACAAAAUCGCAUCAGUAGCGAGAUCCGUGAAGCCCGAGAUCGAGGCGUGCUCAGACGACUGUUUGACGGCCGACUUUAGUGAUCCCGGAGUGAUGGAAGAGGUGUUUGAGAAAGUACGCAAGGCUGUCGGAACGCCAAACGUUGUCAUUUACAAUCCCUACGCCUGGUCUAGAGGCCAGGAAGAGGGUAAUCCCCUUUCGCCCAGCGUUGAAGCAUUCCAAUCCGACUUUGCCAUCAACACUGCUUCUGCUUAUGCCGCUGCCAAAUAUGCGGUCCAGGGCUUUGACUCGUUGCCAAAGGAAGCCAACAAAGUCUUCAUCUACACGGGAAACAAUGGGAAUACUGCUAUCAUGCCCCAAUUCCUCACACUCGGCAUGGGAAAGUCUGCCGGCUGGUACAUUAUCCAGCAAUCAGCGGCCACCGACCGCUUCAAAGCGGCAAACUACCGAUUCUACUACGUUGAUGAACGGACUCCGCAAGGCAAAGCGACUGUACCUUCGGGGAGAGCUCAUGCCGAAUUCUUCUUGGAGCUUGCGGAGAUGAACGACCAAGGUCCCAUCUUGGCUACUUUUGUGCGCGGCAAAGGAUACACCAGAUUUGCAGCGAGCGAGGCUGCGAGACUACCGACCCUCAGCGUGGCAGAAGCUGUGGAUUUCGAGUGGGGAUCUCACGAGUACUGA
This is a messenger RNA of Aureobasidium uvarum, 762 nucleotides long. The record is from the annotation of a GenBank genome assembly. NCBI's taxonomy places the organism in Eukaryota, Fungi, Ascomycota, Dothideomycetes, Dothideales, Saccotheciaceae.